AUGCUUGGAAAUGUAGCUGAGACGAAAAAGGUGCACGCAGAUUCGUCGACGUUCACGCAGGGCUUGUCCAAACAGGAAGUCUAUGCGCAGAUAAGAGAGCAAGCGGAGGGGCUGUUCUUCGAACAGAGAAACUGGGUUUGCAACCUGGCGAAUACAGCAUCACUUCUCUGGCAUGGCCUCCGCUCACUCCCCCCUCCGUCGAGUAGUGUCAACUGGGCCGGCUUCUACGUUUUAGACGCAUCCAAACCGAACCAGCUCAUCCUGGGACCGUUCCAAGGCCAAGUAGCAUGCCAGACGAUUGCAUUUGGGAGGGGCGUGUGUGGUGCCGCUGCGCAGACUGGCGCCACACAGCUCGUCGAGGAUGUCGACAAGUUUCCGGGCCAUAUCGCCUGUGACGCAGCUAGUAAGAGUGAGAUAGUCGUACCGAUUGUGCAGAAUGGGAGGGUCGUUGCAAUCAUCGACAUUGACUGUGCCGAGCUAAAUGGCUUCGACGAAGAAGAUAAAACAGGAUUGGAGGAGCUGGCCCAGCUCAUUGCCGAGUCUUCUGACUUCUGA
This is a messenger RNA of Westerdykella ornata, 555 nucleotides long. RefSeq names its product GAF domain-like protein. Gene Ontology annotation, molecular function: L-methionine (R)-S-oxide reductase activity; protein binding. Bases 1 to 555 code for a protein of 184 amino acids. The transcript is spliced from 4 exons. Lineage: Eukaryota; Fungi; Ascomycota; Dothideomycetes; Pleosporales; Sporormiaceae. Gene Ontology annotation, cellular component: cytosol. The record is from RefSeq and is a predicted model, not a curated record.